This is a messenger RNA of Meloidogyne enterolobii, 933 nucleotides long. The record is from the annotation of a GenBank genome assembly. Lineage: Eukaryota; Metazoa; Nematoda; Chromadorea; Rhabditida; Meloidogynidae.
AUGUUAAAUCAACUAAACAGACUAAUAAAAAGAAAAAAGCCUUUAAUUAUACAAAUAAAAUUAUUUUUUGUAUUUAUUUUAAUUAAUUUAAUUCCAAAUUUAUUUUUUUGUAUUCCAAUAGAUAAUGGAUUAAUUGAUUCUGAAUUAGUUAAAGAAUGUGGACAAAACAGUACAGUAGAUGUUGUAUUGUUAUUAGAUGGAUCUGGCUCAGUUGGGGAUUCAACAUUUAGAUUACAAACACAAUUUGCUAGACAAUUAGCCCAAUUAUUAAAUAUAUCUGUUAGCGGUUCUCAUUUGGCUAUUAUUCAAUUUUCUGAACAACCACAACUGGAAAUUGCGUUAAAUCAAUAUACUAAUUUACAACAAUUAGAAGUAGCGUUGCAAAAAAUUAAAUUUAUUGGGGGCGCUACAAAUACAGGCCAAGCAUUACAGUUUACAUUAGAUACUGCUUUUCAAGGAGCUAGAGGGGGUUCGGUGCCUAAAGUAGUUAUUGUAUUAACUGAUGGACAAUCACAAGAUGAAGUAGCUGAGGCAGCUCAACGAUUGAGGGAUGCCCACGUCCUUGUCUAUGCCAUAGGAGUUAGUAACCUCGUAAACGUCCAACAAUUACACCAAAUGACAGGAAAUGUGCUUAGAGUAUUUACAGUGGAAUCAUUCGACCAAUUAGACAGAGCUUUAGCUGAUGCAUUGACUUGGGAAAUGUGCCGGACAGAUUUUAGACCUGGAACCCCCGAUAUAAUUUGUGCUUCAGACAAAAUAGGUGUUAGAGCAUCUACUAAAAAGCCUUUUGAAGGAUAUGUGUUUGUUCAGAAUCAUUUUAAUCAGCCAGAAUGCCGUGCUGGACCUGAAAAUUUUCCUGAUUCUAGAAGUAUUGGAAUAACAGUUCCUUUUACCAAUUGUGAUGUCCACAGAUAUAGAUCGGUUAGAAAUUGA